Synchiropus splendidus (mandarinfish) is the source of this 2574-nucleotide messenger RNA. Its product is annotated as trichohyalin. Lineage: Eukaryota; Metazoa; Chordata; Actinopteri; Syngnathiformes; Callionymidae. The record is from RefSeq and is a predicted model, not a curated record. The annotation marks the transcript as partial. The transcript has 20 exons.
CUCCGGCCCAGCAGACCCCCCUCCGCCUCGCGGCCCUCUGCUGGUGGUGCUCUUCUGCCGUCACCCGCUCCAAGUGUCAGCAGAGCCCUUCACCACGUCCAGGAGCUGAGGGCGAAGGUGCUCAGCGGCUGCCGGCAGCCAGGAAGACAGGCGGCUGGCUUUCAUGGAGCGACUGAGCGGUGCGGCCCAGCUCUCAGUCAGAGACUCCACACCAAGUGCCCGAACUCUGACUCUUUGACGUGGACCCAGCUCUUUGUCCAGGGCAUCGCCAUCAGCACCCAAGGAAGUUGCCCACUGUCAACAGUGGUGAAGGAAAUAAAGCAUGUCCUUGAAGAGGUGGUGUAUCUGCUGGAGCGUCUGGAGGCAGAUCGGCAGCGCGCUGAAGAUUCCCUCCUGAGGGAGAAGAGGAAAAAGCUCUUCCUGGAGACACAACUUCAGAGGAUCUCAGCAAGGAAGUGUGGUUCCACGAUUGAAAAGGAGAAAGACACGUCCAACAAAGACAUCUCUGACCUGAAGUGGCAGAUAAAGUGCGCGUCGGCUGCUCUUGAGCAAGUCGGCGGUGCGCUCUCAGACACCAAGGUUUUGAACCAGCGCUUUCACCAGGACGUCCACUGUGCCAGAGAGCAGCUUGUCAAUCUGAAGGCGCAGCUUGAUGUUCAGGAGCGGCUGAUACAGGAUGUGACUCGACAACAAGCUGAGGCAGAUGAGGAGCACUGCAGGGUGCAGUCGCAUCUUCUGGCAGCAAAGGAGGAGAUGAAAAAGUUGGAGCAGCAAACCAACAAGGAGAAGGAUUGGAUGAGCGAGGAGCUCCUGCUGCUGAAGACUGCGCUGGACGCCCAGGUGACCCAGUUGCAGCAACUGGAGGAACAAGAAAGGCAUCUAAGUGCUGAGAUCAAAGAAGCGGAGACAACCGUUGCCACUUCAGAAGAGAAGUGCGUGGCCUUGGAAAAGGACAUUCCAGAAAUGGAGGUGUUGGAGACGGAACAAAAGCGGCAGAUUUCCCGCCUGAAAAGAAGAGUUGAGGAUGAGGCGCAGCUCAACCGAAGACUGGAGGAGGAGCUGGCCGUCCUGUGGCAGAAGCUGGAGGAAAGCAAGCAGGAAGGAGAGGCCGAGGUUGCCCUCGUCCGAGAGCAGCUGUGGUCCAAACGCAGCGCUCACGCCGCUCUUCGCACCCAACACCUGGAGGAUGAGCGGAUGGUUGAGGAGAACAAGAUGAAGAUUUCACAGAGUGAGAAGGCAGUGGAGCAGAUGCUGGAGCAGAGAGAGCAGAUGCUGCAGAAAAUCUCCCACAAUGAUGAGCAGUUGGGAAGAGCCAGGGAGGAGGUGACCCGAGGGCUGGCCCGCCUCCGUGUGAGCCGCGCCGAGCUGCAGGAGCAGGAGCGCCGCCGCGGGCUGAGGGAGCAGAGGGCCGGGGAGGAGCUGGAGUCGCUGAGGAGGGAGCGGCGCCGGCGGGAGGCCCUCAGGCGGCUGCUGCAGGGACAGUGUGCGCAAAUCAGCCAUCAGCUUCAGGAGCAGCAGAGGAGCUCAGAUUUGGUCUUACGGAAGCUGAAGGAGGAGUUUGAAGAUGUCCACUCAGCCACGGAAUCUUUGGAAGCCAGACUUGAGGAGCUGAAGAAGCAGAGGUCCCAGGUGGAGCGGGUGGAGUCUGAGCACAAGGAGGAGCUGGCCCAGCUCCGGAGAGAGCAGCAGCUGAAGCUGGAGCGCCUGAGUGCCGUGAAGGCCAUCGAGGCCGCCUCGGCGCUGAGGUACGAGCAGGUCCUGAGCCAGAUCACUGGCCUCCAGAGGGAGACGGAGCAGCUCAGGCAGGCCUCGGCCCGCGCGCAGGACGACCUCGGCGCCAUGCCGGAGGUCAUCGCCAGGCUCCAGAGGGCUCUGGGUGCGGCGGAAUUCACAGACGGCUCAGCUGCGCUCCUAUUGAGCACCUUGCGGUCCGAUAUCAGCAGGUGCCAGCGUGGAAGGCAGCGAUCCGUGCGGCGCCACGCGGCACAGGUCGCCGGCAGGACGACGCGGGCGGGCCAGGCCAAGGAAGCCCUGGCUCUGGCCCUGGAAGAGAAGAAGCGUCUGGCGGCAGAGCAUGAGGAGCUGAAGAAGCUCCUGAGCAAACACAGGCAGCAGACUGUGCGUGUGCUGAGUGAGAGCAACCACGCUCAUCAAUCUCUCCAGUACUACACGCAGCUCUCUUUGUUGCAGAAGAGGAUGCACAAAGCUUUGGUGAAACACUCGAGACGACACGGCCUCCACAUGCCGUGGGAGCUGGACGGCUGCCAGUCUCUUUCUGGGGAGACGCUGGAGCAGAGAGCCCCCGCAGCUCAGGACCUGGUGCUGCUGGCACUGUGCUGCGCUGACGCUGUUGUGGAGGAGAGCGCCCUCACGCCGGCUGCUCUGCAGCAGGACAGCCUGGGCUUCUCUGGAGCUCUUCACCUCUGGCUCCCACUCCCAGCCAGCCUCUUCCUGAGGGCCUCUAACUGCAAGCCGACAAACAGCCUGCUGCAAGCCAACAGCCCCACUGAAAUGUUCCGGGGGAACGCAGCGCCCGUGACCCCGAGAAGCCAGAUAACCUUCGCUGAGUCUUGA